This is a messenger RNA of Naegleria lovaniensis, 4299 nucleotides long. RefSeq lists its product as uncharacterized. NCBI's taxonomy places the organism in Eukaryota, Heterolobosea, Eutetramitea, Acrasida, Naegleriidae. The record is from RefSeq and is a predicted model, not a curated record. Gene Ontology annotation, cellular component: membrane. Gene Ontology annotation, molecular function: protein binding; zinc ion binding. The transcript has 5 exons. Bases 1 to 4299 code for a protein of 1432 amino acids. Gene Ontology annotation, biological process: transmembrane transport.
AUGAACAACAACAACAACAACAACAAGAGGAAAGCGGACGCUAUCGAACCUUCUUCUUCCUCCUUUCAACCAACAGCCAUCUCUACGCAACAACAAUACAAAACAUACUAUGAUAUUGCAAAACCGUACCUGAAGAAGGUAAAGCACACAGAAUUCAAGAAGGAGGAUUUUGAUAUGCCCCAUUUCCAUUGCAACUAUUGCCAGAAGGAUAUUACAUCUCUCGCUAAAAUCACUUGUGCUGUAUGCGAAGAGUUUGAUUUGUGUGUGGAUUGUUUUUGCGUCGGUGUAGAGACUCAACAACACAAGAAUGAUCAUGCCUACAAGGUACAGCCAAAUCUCUCUCGGACGGCUCUCAUCUCGAGUGGAUGGACAGCGGAAGAGGAAUUAUUACUUCUCGAAGGUAUUGCACACAAUGGUUUGGGCAAUUGGCUCGACAUUGCUGAACACGUAGGAAAGACCAAAAGCAAGUAUGAUUGCGAAAUUCACUAUUGGACCUAUUACGUGGACAAGCCCAUCGCAAAGAGGAAAGCCAUGAUUGAAAAGUUGAAACGGGAGCAAGCACUCUACCAACAACAGCAGCAAUCGACAUCAUCAUCUUCGGCUGGGUCGUUCGUACCCUCAGCCUCUCCCUCUUCAUCAGAGCCAGCAGCAACGAGUACAACUUUGAACAACAACAACAUUUCUCAACCACAAGAAGACUUCCAAUCACUCCUAGAUAAGCUUUACACUGAAAAUAUUGACGAUGACGGACAAUACAUACCUGUUCCUGAUCCAUCAGCACCCUUGGUUAUCGAGAAGAAUCAAGUCAUGACCAAAAAAGACAUUCGCAAAGAUGAUGAUGGUGUGUUAAUGUCCAUCAAGAAGGAACUCAACAUUCCACAAAUCGAUUUAAAGAAAAUAUUUGAGGAGAAUUUGAAACGAUCAGCAAAUCCCAGAUUUGUCAUGGGAACCAUCUUGUCGAGAGAACCUCAAAUUGUUGGUCAAAAAAAGAAUACCUAUCAACAAGGAAUUGAUGUUGGUUAUUUACCUCUGCGAGCUGAUUUUGACAUGGAUUAUGAUCAUGCAGCUGAGGAAUUGAUUGCUGAGAUUGAGAUUGAUGAAGAAGAUUCUCCUGAAGAAAGAGAACGCAAGUUGAAUUUAUUAAGGCUCUAUGAAUUUCGAUUGAGCGAACGAGAACGUAGGAGAAAGUUUGCUAUUGAGAGACAACUUGUUGAUUGGAAGAAGAUUAGUGCCAUCGAGAAAAAGAGAACGAAAAUGGAAAAGGAAUUGUAUCAAAAGUACAGACCUUUUGCAAGAUUUUUGGAUAAUCAAGAUGAAUUCGAAGAGUUCAUGACAGGUAUUAUUCAAGAAACAAAGAUUAGGACUAGAAUUCAAGAAUUGAAAGAAUAUAGAGCAAAUGGACUCACCUCACUCUCUCAAUGUGCAACCUAUGAUGCUGACAACAAGAAACGAGAGGCAGAUUUAGAAUUUAAAAAAGCUAAAGAAGGAGCAACUCCAAAAGUGCCAACUUCUAGGCGCAAUUUUGAUCAUCUAAUGGGAACUCCAAAAGACACCAACACUUUAGGGAUGGAGCUACUCUCGAAACGCGAAAGAAUCUUGUGCUCAGAGCUUCACAUUCUACCUAGGCAAUACAUGCUUAUUAAGGACACCUUGACAAGAGAAUCUCUACUGACUGGAUUUGUCAGCAAAAGUGCUGCUUGCAAGUUACUUAGUGACAUGGAUAAGGAUCAAGUGAAGAAAAUUCAUGACUUUUUCGUGGCAAAUUCAUGGAUUAAUGGUGCUCCUCAAACAUCAGAAAAUCAAAUGGGGUGUUCCGAAUCUGCAUCGAGUGUGAAAAAUGACUCAAGAACGAGAGUACCUACUGAGUGGUGGUGGUGGGGUAGUAGUACCUCGUACCACAUUAGCAACACAACACCAGUAGUAUCAAAUUCACAACAACAACAACUGCCGAAUGAUGUUCUCGAUCAACGAUCUCAAACCAUAAUCAGCAACAUGGAAGAAAAAACAGAAGACCAUGAACUCCACGAUGCCAAUGCUGAAACAGAGAGCGGAGGUGAAGAAGAUGACAUGGUUACUUUUAAAAACGGAGCUCCCAUCAAGAAACCAAUUUUGCCAAACUUUAAGAGAAUGACAAAAAAAGAAGUUGUGAAAUUUUCGUUUAGGACCUCAAAAAUUGUCAUUCUUUCUCUUGCAUUUCUUGCUUUUGCGAUCAUUUUCAGUUUAUUCCAUUCAGUGCCUAAUCAUGAAACUUUACAUUAUAUUUCUAUUGGAGAGAAUCAAACCAAAUUCAUUGAAUUUUCACAUGACAGUCCUCAAGAUUUAUUAACCAUUCAAGUGGAUAUUCCCAUUGUUGGCAAUGAGCUCAUCUAUGACUUGAAAAAGGAAACCAUUUCAAAAAAGAAGAAUCAAGAUUGGAAAUUAGAUUUUCAACUACAAAGAAAUUCUUUUGCAAAUUUAAUUUAUCAAAAAUCAUUCAACAUUGAUGAUAUGAAUGAGGAGGAUCACCAACUUUUUAUCAACCUUGCGAAUCAAACCUAUACAUUGGAAUUUGUGUCAUUGAUGAAUGAUACCAUUGUUCCUGUUCACGAUAAUCAUACCAAUCCAGAACAACCUCACAGUGCUGAUGAAUCUGAAUCUGAAAUUCAAGAAAUCAAAGGCAAACACACCUUUUACACUGAUUAUUCAGAAUUGACUGUGGAAGAAAAACACAAUGUCACCUAUCGAUUACUCAUUUCAACAAAUUUUCCACAAAAUAUUACAUCUUCAUUCACCAUUCGAGUCAAUUUUCAACAACAACCUAAUUUAGCAAGAUAUCAAGUAUUAUUGGCUGCCUUAGUUUUACUAUUUGUCUAUGUAUUGAUUGUGUUUGAAUUAAUUCACAGAACAUUGGCUGGUAUGGUAGGAUCAUUCUUGGUUCUAUCUGUUCUUGCUCUUGUGAAUAGAAAACCAACUCUUGAAGAAAUUUGUGAAUGGAUGGAAUACGAUACUCUUGCAUUAUUGUUUGGAAUGAUGAUUAUGGUGGGAAUUUUCUCAAAUACAGGAUUUUUUGAAUGGACAGCAUUGAUGGCUUACAAACUAUCGAAAGGAAAGGUCUGGAGAUUGACCAUUAUUUUAUGCUUGUUCACAGGAUUUGUUUCUGCAUUUUUGGAUAAUGUCACGACCAUCUUGUUGGUAACGCCUGUGACGUUGAGAUUGUGUCGAGUUGUGAAUAUUUCACCCAUUCCUAUUAUUAUUAGUGAAGUUAUUUUCUCCAAUAUUGGAGGAACUGCCACUGCUAUUGGCACUAAAAAUUGGUUUCGUAGAUAUUUCACUAUUUUUAGCUCCAUGUGCUCUGAUUGUAGCAUUUUUCACAUUCAUUCCAGUCGACUUCUUAAUUGGAAAUUAUUCAAACAAGCUCCUCAAGUAGAUAAUGAGAGAAUUCAACGAGAAAAAGAAAUUGAAAUUUGGGAAUAUACUCUUAAAAAGACUCAAGGAAAUGGAGUUGAAGAAAACAUGGUUAAGGAAAGUUUACAACAUCAUAUUGUCAACUUGAAAGCUCAAUUGCAAGAAUAUUUACAAAAGAAAGGAGUCAGUACCAACACUCAACUCUCUCCAAAAGAUCUUGCCAAACUCUCUCAACAAUAUUCGAUUCACAAUCCUCGACUUUUUAUUAUUUGUUGCAUCAUUUUAGUCAUUGUAAUUAUUUUCUUCUUUUUAGAGAGUUUUAUUCAUGAAUAUGUUCAUGUAGGAUUGGCAGAAAUUGCAGUGAUUGGAGCCAUUAUCAUGCUGUUAUUGAGUGGUAUUGACGAAUUGGAUGAAGUGAUUGAAAAAGUUGAAUGGUCUACUUUACUCUUUUUUGGAUCUCUUUUUAUUUUGAUGGAGGGAUUGUCACAAUUGGGAUUAAUUGAAUAUAUUGGAGAUUUGACUUCGAGUGUGAUUAGUUUUGUUCCUGCAGGUGACUUGAGAUUGUUUGUGGCUAUCACAUUAUUGUUAUGGGUUUCUGCGAUAGUCUCUGCUUUUAUUGACAAUAUUCCAUACACGACCGCUAUGAUUCCUGUGGUUUUAAAGUUAGCAGAGUCUCCAACCAAUUUACCGAUUAGGCCAGUUCUAUGGGCUCUUGCUUUGGGAACAUGUCUUGGAGGUAAUGGAACACUAAUUGGUGCAUCAGCAAACGUGGUAGCAGCAGGAAUUUGUGAAAAUAAGGGUCACAAAAUGUCAUUUGUGGGAUUCAUGAAGCUUGGUUUCCCUUGCAUGAUUCUUUCUAUUGUAAUAUCGAAUAUUUAUCUUACAAUUGUCCACAUUGCACUUGGAAUUAAAUAA